This is a messenger RNA of Naumovozyma castellii, 555 nucleotides long. It is a transcript of the gene MXR1, whose product is annotated as peptide-methionine-S-sulfoxide reductase. Bases 1 to 555 code for a protein of 184 amino acids. The record is from RefSeq and is a predicted model, not a curated record. The transcript has a single exon. NCBI's taxonomy places the organism in Eukaryota, Fungi, Ascomycota, Saccharomycetes, Saccharomycetales, Saccharomycetaceae.
AUGUCAUCUACCAUUUCUAAAACCAUAAAGUUCAAUCCAGCAACUGACAAGCUGGUGACAGUUGCAUGUGGCUGUUUCUGGGGUACCGAACAUAUCUACAGAAAGCAUUUAGGUGAUAAAAUUAUUGAUGCUAAGGUCGGCUACGCCAAUGGGGAAGAGUCAAAGAAAGAUCACGAUACUUCUAUAUCAUAUCAAAGGGUCAAGAAGGGAGACACAGACUUUGCGGAAGUAUUACAAAUAUCAUACAACCCUAAGAUUAUAACAUUAAAGGAAUUGGCUGAUUUUUUUUUCAGAAUCCACGAUCCAACAACAACAAAUGCACAAGGUCCUGAUCAAGGUACUCAAUACCGUAGUGGUUUAUAUGCCCACUCAAAGGAAGAUUUAAGUGAAUUAGAAAAGAUCAAACAAGAAUGGCAAUCUAAAUGGGGAAAUAAAAUUGUAACCACAGUGGAACCAAUCCACAACUUCUACGAUGCUGAAGAAUACCAUCAACUUUACCUUUUCAAGAACACAGAGGGCUACGCAUGCCCAACUCAUUACGUAAGAGAUAUUUAA